Caenorhabditis remanei is the source of this 966-nucleotide messenger RNA. RefSeq lists its product as uncharacterized. Gene Ontology annotation, biological process: biosynthetic process. The transcript has 4 exons. The record is from RefSeq and is a predicted model, not a curated record. Gene Ontology annotation, cellular component: cytoplasm. Gene Ontology annotation, molecular function: isomerase activity. Bases 1 to 966 code for a protein of 321 amino acids. NCBI's taxonomy places the organism in Eukaryota, Metazoa, Nematoda, Chromadorea, Rhabditida, Rhabditidae.
AUGACUGAACACUAUCCAUCUUAUAUUGUUGAUGCUUUUGCAAAAAAACGUUUUUCUGGAAAUCCAGCUGCAGUUUGUUUGAUUCCACAGAAUAAAAAAGAUGAAGAGUACUUGAAAAUAGCAUCAGAAUUGAAUGUCUCCGAGACUGCAUUCCCUGUUCCAAUCGGCAAUUCUGACUAUAAAACGUGUUCUCAAUUCUACCUUCGUUGGUUCACUCCAACUUCAGAAGUACCUUUGUGUGGACAUGCAACACUUGCCACGUCACAUGUUCUAUUCAAUGAAAUUGGAAAUUUGAAUAAAGAACUGAAGUUUGAAACCCAGACUGGAAUACUAGCUGUUAGAAGGGAUGAGUCUGGAAAUGUCGAAUUAAAUCUGCCAGAAUACGAUUUGACUUCUAUCAAAUUUCAUCACACGACCAAUCCAUUACAUGGAAUUUUCUCUGAAUUCAAAGCUCCUCAUUUUCUUUUCGAUAUCGUCAAGUGCAUCGUGCCAACUGAGAUGGCAAUUGAAGCAUGUGUAUACGCUGCCAAACCUCGUGUAUUGGUGGUUGUCGUUGACCCAUUAACAACUAAAUUCGAAUUAGAAGCAGUUAAAAUCGACGUGGCGAAGAUUCUUCAAAUUCAAAACAACGGUUUUCUUCAAGGAAUCGCGUUGACUCUUCGGCCAAAAAACGCAUUGAUUCAAGGGUUUACUGAUUCUUCUGAUGAACCAUUCGACUAUGCGUGCCGUUAUUUUGCUCCGUGGGUUGGAAUUAAUGAAGAUCCAGCAACUGGACAUGCUCAAUGUGCAAUGGGUCCUUUCUGGUCAAAAAUAACUGGAAAGAGAGAAUUAUAUGCAUUACAAGCAUUUCCAACUCGAGGAGGAUUGUUUCGCUUGAAAUUUCAAGAUGGUCGAGUCAUUCUCAAUGGACCUUCAGUCACUGUUCUUCGAGGAGAAAUCACACUAGAUGAGCCAACAUUUUACUGA